Messenger RNA from Kockovaella imperatae, 546 nucleotides. Its product is annotated as peptidase S24/S26A/S26B/S26C. The transcript has a single exon. Gene Ontology annotation, molecular function: serine-type endopeptidase activity. Gene Ontology annotation, cellular component: membrane; mitochondrial inner membrane peptidase complex. Lineage: Eukaryota; Fungi; Basidiomycota; Tremellomycetes; Tremellales; Cuniculitremaceae. The record is from RefSeq and is a predicted model, not a curated record. Bases 1 to 546 code for a protein of 181 amino acids.
AUGAGCCGUAGAGUGGCCAGCAGUCCAUUCACGAUCUCUCGUUUUGGUCUUCCACGUAGUCUCAUCUUUGCCAGACGUUUUCUGAAACUAUUUGCAGCUGUCGGACUCUUCACAACGACCAUCUUUGAAAUCAGAGCUUGCGAUGGAUUCUCCAUGAUGCCCACGAUCAACUGGAAAGGCGAUUGGGUCUUGACAUCGCCUAUACCUUACUGGUCACCGUCAUGGCUCCCAUUCAAAAAGCAGAUUUCGAGAGGUGAUGUGGUCUUUGCAGCUAGUCCGACGGACCCACGAGCAACUGUCUGUAAGCGAGUCAUUGGGAUCGCGGGCGAUAUCAUCGAGGUGGAUCCCAGACGUGGAGAGGGGUUAGCGAGAAAGAAAAGAAUGGAGGACAGGACGUGGGUAACGAUACCGAAAGGUCAGGUCUGGCUAGCUGGAGACAAUACGAGCAAUUCGACGGAUUCAAGAGAUUAUGGACCCGUACCUCUGGCUAUGGUUCAUGGACAAGUACUGGCGAGAGUGAGUCGUCAGACCAAAGUCUACCGAUAA